This is a messenger RNA of Drosophila pseudoobscura, 3550 nucleotides long. RefSeq lists its product as uncharacterized. The record is from RefSeq and is a predicted model, not a curated record. NCBI's taxonomy places the organism in Eukaryota, Metazoa, Arthropoda, Insecta, Diptera, Drosophilidae. The transcript has 7 exons. Bases 220 to 2838 code for a protein of 872 amino acids.
AGACAGUUUUUACUUUAAAACAUAUCUAAAACCUUCGCAAGUACACGAUGUUUUCCCUUCGAUUCCUUCCUUUUUAAAUGCCUCCAACGGUCUGUUACCGUGACAACCUAUGAACUCUGCUAUAAAUGUUUGUUCGUUAAAUAAAUGUUCACCCACUUUUUGCUGCUUGAAUACUUUUUUCAUUGACAUCAGAAGUAAAGGAAUACCUAUGAAAACAAAAUGGAAGUUCUUGAAGAGGGAAAUUUAAUGGAUCGAGUGCCAAUACUGCUGCAACGAGAUCUAGAGUUUUAUCAGACACAUCAGCGUGUGCUACAGGAGCCCAUUUGUUCGGGCGUUGUGGGUGGGAAAUUGGAUUUUCCACGAUAUGCUUCCUUUGCGGCGAUCAAAUUGAUACGUUGGUGGGAGGAUGAGUACUUUGCCUCAUACCGGAAACACUCGGGACUUUUGCACACCGAAAAGGAACUGAAUGAAGGAGAUUUUACCAGUGCCACUGUCAAGGCCUCUGAUCCGGACAAGUUCGUUCAACUCGUUUGCCGAUCGGCAGACCUACUUCUAGAGCACGUCCAUCGCCUAUCGCAGGAGUCUCUGGAUCAUGCUGAUCUCUCUGUGCUGACGGCCACUAUUGGAGCCGCUGCGCUGGUGAAGAACUCCCUGAGUGUCUACAUGCAGGCGGCCACCACCACGAUCGUUCCGCCCAAGGGCGAUGAGAAGGGCGGAGCCCUCAAGCUGAGUUUCAAGCAAUAUGCCCAGAUGGCGGAGGCAUUGGCAGAGCGUCUCCUCGAUCUGCACUGUCGCCUCCUGUUGCUGUACAUCAUGCAAGACGCCGACUGUCUGCAUUGGGAGGAUACGCAACCUUUCUUUGAGUCGGAGCGAGGCUCCUACACAGUACAGAUGUGGUGGCACUAUAUGCGUGGCUCCAAGACAGAUCUGUGGAACUCGGUGCCGCCGAAAAUGGCCCAGAAGAUCUUUGCCGGAAUGCUGAACGAGACGCUCAGUGUGCUGACUGUCCGCUAUACCCAGAUCGUAACCAGUGUGGCUCGAUCGCAGCUGCACUUGACGGACAUUUGCAAUAUGCUGCUGUGCAUUGCUGAGCUGCUGCCACACAUCUGCGAGAGCGGCGAGGCAUAUGUGGGUCUGCAGUUGAGCAACCAGAGCGUUAUCCUCAGGGACAUCCACGCCAAGUGUCGGGAACUCUUCUACUGUCUCUUGCUGCGCGGUGCUCCCUUGGGUGUGCUCUCCAAGGUCUUUCGCAAGGGUCUCGACAACAUGGAGAUGUUUAGCUCUCGCCAUGGCCUGCCCAGUGCAUGGAUUAUAUUUGCCUUACCGCGAUACUUUCCCAAGGAGCAAUCCUGUCAAUGGGUCACGGAAUUUGCUGAUCUCACAACCAACACCGCCAUUUCCUUGGACCUGAGAGUUCUACUUGCCUUUCCUGAGGCAGAUUGGUCCUUUCUGCUUAAGAUUCUGUUGAUGAGAGACGCCUUCCUCACUGGCAUCAUAAUACGACAUCUGAUGCAGCAUUUACCGUCCUCCGAGAACUUUAAGAAUGUGGCCAAACAUUCCUUCACCAGUGCCGAGGGGGCACCACCAAAGUGCGAGGCGUUUCUGUGCCGCGGCGAGUGCUUCAAUGUCACCGAGUCCAUAGCAGACGAUAUAGAUCCCGUGGGACAAGCCAACUAUCAGAUUGUCCUCUCCCUUACGUACUUAGUCGUGGCCGUUGGCAAGGCGGUGGACAUCAAGUCCUGUCUGAUCAAGACCCUCGAGGAACAUGCCAUUGCGGGCUGGAGCGACUGCCUGGAUAAGCGCCAGGUGUGGAACCAGAAGCGCACUCCCUGGCUGGAGGCCAUCAUGCAUUUUGUAUAUCCCGUGCUCGACUGCGUAGUGGAGAUGCUCAUCAAUGCCGUCGAGAAUGGGGCGAGCAUGUACCAGGCCAUGUCCCUGGCCCUGACUUGUGUCUCCGAGAUCUGGGAUUGUAUACCAGAGGGUCUGUACAAGAUCACCUCACUGUUGCAGGACAUCAUACCGGUUUCGACGCGACCCUUGGGCGAUUCGGUGCUGCUGCAGGUGGUCUUUGCUGCUCUCUACACGGAGCUGAUCAAGACAGCAGAGGUGCACGAACAGGCCAAGAAUGAAGUCAAGACCUCCAUUUGCUAUUCGAUAUCGGAGGCCAUUUGCUCCAUAGACGAGGACGACAAGCACACAGAUCAAAUAGAGCUGUUCCUCAAGCAGGCCAAGGAGAGCAUCAAUCUGGACACGGACUUUGGUGGCACACCAGGCGGCAGCAAUCGUGGUGCCGGCGGCAUGAGUGCCGUGAGCACCGUCAAAAUGGACGACCUAACCAAUGCCGAAUCGGACCGCCUGAGUCAUAGUCCACCCAACAACUAUGCUAUGGAACUGGAUGUGGGCAUCGCCGACUAUAUAGCAGAGGUUCUGGUUAGCGAUGUACUGACCACGAAUAUAGGCAAGCAGGCCCUCAAAGUGGUCUACAAUUAUCUGAAAUUCAACAGGGAUUGGUUGCUGGAACAACUGGGAACGGGCGACAACGAUCCUAGUCCCUUUCAAGGUGUCCAGGGGCAGAAUAUCAAGGAGGCCCAGACCUCAGUGCUCAAGUCCAUGUUUUUCAUUGGGAACACACCGUUCGAUCAGCUGCUGACGGGGUCCCUGAAGAUCGACUACGUCAGUUGGCUGCAAAUGCCUCUGUCCCUGAAUCCAGAACGAACCUGGUUGCAUUUGACAAGGCGCUGCGACUUCCAGGAGGAUUCAAAGCUGGCGCUGCCAGAGGUGGCCAUGGUGGCUGGCAUUGCGAAGAUAAUGAAGCGACGCAAGGAGUUCGCCAAGUAAAUCGCGGAGGGACUGGUGGCAUCAUUAGCACUCCCUCUCGGUCUGCUGUGAAUUAUGUUGUAGAUGGAAAAAGGCACUGGAGAGGGCUUUCUCGCGCACUCUGGAGGCGGCUUCGCUCUGUGUCUUUGGAUGUCAUUAACGCCGCAUAAUGCAAACAAGUCGCUUGAUACGGGAAGGGGCACCUCGCCGAAUGCACAACAAAAUAGAAAGGGCGACACGGAGCAGCAGGGCGCUAAAAAAAGAAUAAUAAUAUUUACAUCUCCUCCAGCACCAGCUCCCCGUCUCCAUUCCAGGGUUAAUGUAUGGGGGGAGAUGGUGGGGGACCUACUGCCGAAAAUGUUUUUGUCCACACUCUGGGGUACUCGCCCGGCACUUGGCAAUUGCUCAGCAGCUCUCCUGGCCGUCUUUAGAGCCGUCUUCUCGGUGCCUCCGCUUCCUCUGCGCUCCUCUUGCAGCCAGUUAUGAAAAUUACUGAAACGUAGCCAACCUGGGCUCAUGGUGCGGGAGGAGGAGAGUACCAGCACACGAUGAAAGCACAAACACAUAGAGAGAAACACACACACACUCAUCAGCAGGAGAAACACACACAGGACAACGUGACAAAUAAAAUCAAGCUAGAAAGCAGAGAAGGAGAAAGCGGCAGGAUAACGACGACAGGGCAAAUGCGCUUCUGCUAAUGCACUAUAUAAUCAUAUAAAAUAUUUAUAUUUAA